CCACACACCACUCGUCUCUCCAAUUCAAAUCGUUCAGUGCCAUCGAUUUCUUCUUUCUCUGAAAUAUCUGAUCUCUUUUCGAAACCCUGAAAAUGUCGUCUUGCUGCGGAGGAAACUGCCGAUGUGGAUCUGCUUGUAAGUGCGCCAAUGGAUCUGAGGGAAGCAAGAUGUACCCGGACCUGAGCUCCGUUGAGAAGAGCACCACCGAGACUGUUGUCCUCGGCGUUGCACCCGAGAAACCCCAAUCCGAGGGAUCUGAGAUGGGUGUUCGUGUGGAGAGCGGCUGCAAGUGCAAUCCCUGCAAGUGCAACCCCUGUAACUGCUAAAUCUUAGAUGACAAGGGUCGUUAUGAAGCCAGGAGCAGAGAUCGAUAGAAUAAUAGUAUGUAGUAGCAGUAUAAGCGUCCGGUUUCUGCUUUUUUGGUCUCCUUAGAUCUAUUAAGCGUAAUAUAAUAAAGCAGCGUUGGUUUGUCUUCUGCGUCGGCAGUUGUUUGUUGUUGUUUGGUUUUCCUGUACAAAUAAAUGGCGUUUUAUGGUUUUAUGCAUGUGUAAGACUAUGUUGAAAGAUAGUGUUGAAUGAAUGAUACUCCUUUCCUA
This is a messenger RNA of Tripterygium wilfordii, 596 nucleotides long. RefSeq names its product metallothionein-like protein type 2. Gene Ontology annotation, molecular function: metal ion binding. The record is from RefSeq and is a predicted model, not a curated record. Bases 93 to 326 code for a protein of 77 amino acids. Lineage: Eukaryota; Viridiplantae; Streptophyta; Magnoliopsida; Celastrales; Celastraceae. The transcript is spliced from 3 exons.